This is a messenger RNA of Nerophis lumbriciformis (worm pipefish), 5700 nucleotides long. Lineage: Eukaryota; Metazoa; Chordata; Actinopteri; Syngnathiformes; Syngnathidae. The record is from RefSeq and is a predicted model, not a curated record.
AUGCUUUCCUCCCUUGUCCCUGUCCUCUCGCUCCUCCUACUCUCCUGGCCCCUCCUUGUCCUCUGUGCUCCGGCAACACCGCCUCCCCCCCUGGUGGCGGCAGGUGGCCGAGCAAUGUACCGGGUGUUUGACACCUCCCUCACCCACCUGACCGUCCACAAGAGGACAGGCGAGGUUUUUGUCGGAGCUGUCAACAGAGUCCUCAAGCUGUCGGCCAAUCUGACCGAAAUGAGGAGUCACAUGACUGGACCGGUGGAGGACAAUGCCAAGUGUUACCCACCACCCAGCGUCAGGGCCUGCGCUCAUCGGCUGGACUCUUUGGACAAUGUGAACAAGCUCCUUUUGGUGGACUACACUGGCAACAGACUGGUGGCAUGCGGUUCCAUCUGGCAGGGUGUCUGCCAGUUUCUCCGACUGGAGGAUCUCUUCAAAUUGGGGGAACCUCACCAUCGCAAAGAGCACUACUUGUCUGGUGCCAGAGAGGCUGAUGGGAUGGCAGGUGUUGUUGUUGUCGAUGACGACUGGACCAACGACCCCAAGAGAAAGAAAACAGGGAAAGGCGGCAGCCGCCUCUUCAUUGGCGCUGCCAUUGAUGGAAAGUCCGAGUAUUUCCCCACGCUGUCUAGCAGGAAGCUAGUUGCCGACGAGGAGAGCGUCAACAUGUUCUCGCUGGUUUACCAGGACGAGUUUGUGUCAUCGCAGAUCAAGAUCCCUUCCGAUACACUGUCUCUCUAUCCAGCCUUUGACAUCUACUACGUCUAUGGCUUCUCCAGCCGCACUUAUGUGUACUUCCUGACAUUGCAACUGGACACUCAGCUGACACAGAUGGAUGCUGGUGGAGAGAAGUUCUUUACCUCCAAGAUCGUGAGGAUGUGCUCCAACGACACUGAGUUCUACUCUUACGUGGAAUUCCCCCUGGGAUGCACCAAGGAUGGCGUGGAGUACAGACUUGUCCAAGCUGCCUAUAAGCAGAAACCUGGACGACGCUUGGCCCAAGCACUCGGACUGUCGGAGGACGAUGACAUCCUGUUUGUCAUCUUCUCUCAGGGUCAAAAGAACCGCUCAAACCCCCCUAGAGAGACGUUGCUGUGUCUGUUCACGCUGCAUGACAUCAACCUGGCAAUGAGAGAGAGGAUUCGCUCCUGCUACCGUGGGAUAGGCCGCCUCUCAUUGCCAUGGUUACUCAACAAGGAGUUGCCCUGCAUCCACACACCGAAACAGAUCGGAGACGACUUUUGUGGUCUUGUGCUGAAUCAACCACUGGGAGGUCUGCGAGUCAUUGAGGGGAGUCCGUUAUUCGAGGACCGGACUGAGGGUAUGGGCGCCGUGGCGGCGUACACCUAUGGCGAGCACACAGUAGUUUUUGUGGGGACCCGCAGCGGCCAGCUGAAGAAGAUUCGCGUAGAUGGAAUCCCGCCGCCGUCUGGCAAUGCUUUGCUGUACGAGAGUGUAACCGUGGUGGAAGGAAAACCCAUCCUGAGAGACAUGACGUUCAGUCCAGACCACCUGUACAUCUACUUACUUAGUGACAGACAAGUGAGUCGACUUCCCGUGGAGACAUGUGAGCAGUACCAGUCUUGUUCGGAAUGCUUAUCUUCAGGAGACCCUCACUGUGGUUGGUGUGUCCUCUACAACAAAUGUUCAAGACAGGAAGCCUGUGAGAAGUGGCAGGAGGCUCAGCACUUCAACACCAAGCUAGAUCAGUGUGUCAACAUCUCCGUUACCCCCAGCAACAUGUCUGUCACUGCCCCUGCAACACAGUUGAGCAUAAGAGUGCACUACGUACCAGAGCUGUCGGGGGGCGUCUCCUGCGUCUUUCAGGACAUCAGCGAAACAUCUGGGGAGGUCGGGGCCGACGGUCAGGUGACGUGCAUGUCGCCCACGCUCAGAGACCUUCCACCACACUCCUACGGAGAGAAGCGGGACAUCCAGCUCAGUCUUCGGUCCAGUGAGACAAGACGCACUUUUAUCAGCACCAACUUCACCUUCUACAACUGCUCCGUGUUAAACUCGUGCACUUCCUGUGUGGGCAGCAUGUUUCCGUGUCACUGGUGUAAAUAUCGUCACAUGUGCACCAACAACCUAGAGGAUUGCUCCUUCUUGGAGGGACGCGUCAGCACGCCUGAGGGCUGUCCUCAGAUCCUGCCCACAUCCGACAUCCUUGUGCCAGCCGGUCUGGUUCGUCCAAUCACGUUGCGAGCACGCAACCUCCCACAACCUCAGUCGGGACAGAAAAACUACGAGUGCGUCUUCCAAAUCCAAGGCAAAGUCCAGCGCAUCCCAGCAGUCCGUUUCAACUCGUCCUGCAUCCAGUGUCAGAACACCUCGUACUGGUACGAGGGGACAGAGGCAGCUGACCUUCCUGUGGACUUCAACAUCGUCUGGGACGGAGACUUCUUUAUUGACAAGCCCGUGUCCAUGAAAGCGUUGCUGUACAAGUGCGAGGCUCAGCGCUCCAGCUGUGGGCAAUGCCUGAAAGCGCCAACCGCCUUUCAGUGUGGAUGGUGCGCCGAAAGCAAGAAGUGCGUACUGCGUCAACACUGCGCGGCACCAGAGCACAGCUGGAUGCACCACGGACGUCACAACGUGCGCUGCAGCCACCCACGCAUCAACAAAAUCGCCCCGCUGACAGGACCUCGCGAAGGGGGGACGCGCGUGACCAUCGAGGGGGAGAAUCUGGGCCUGCAAGUAAAGGAGAUCACGCACGUUCAAGUUGCCGGUGUUCGCUGUAACCCUGUCCCCUCGUUGUACAUCAGAGCAGAAAGAGUGGUGUGUGACAUGGCGGAAGCGUUGCUGCCUCAUUCUCCAGGCGGUGCAGUAGAAUUGUGUAUCGGCGUGUGCAGUGCUGAGUACCGCACUAUGUCCACACAAGCAUACGCGUUCGUGAGUCCCAGUUUGAUCAACGUUCGUCCAGAGAGAGGUCCAGUUUCUGGAGGAACAAGGCUGACAGUAGCAGGUCGAAACUUGGACGCUGGCAGCAGUGUGUCCGUCUACAUUGACAAAGAUGAAUGUCUGUUUGUCAAACGCAUCAACCGGGAAGUGGUCUGCAUUACCCCUGCCUCACCGUUUGGAGUUGGCCCUGCUCUCAUCCGCCUGAUGAUCGACAAGGCGGAAGUGACCAGCUCAGAGAUCAAAUACACAUACACAGAGGACCCCACCAUCACCACCAUCGAACCCAAUUGGUCCAUCCUCAAUGGAAGUACAGCGAUCACAGUGACAGGAACCAACCUCCUCACCAUCCAGGAACCCAAAAUAAGAGCCAAAUUUGGUGGCGUGGAGACCAACAAUUUUUGCACUGCAGUCAACGACAGCGUCAUGACGUGUUUGGCCCCUGGCCUGGUCUAUGGCAAACCCAACCCACCAGAUGUGGCGCUGCAUGCUGACGAGUUUGGCUUUAUCUUGGAUCAGGUGUCUUCGUUGCUGGUGCUUAACGCCACCCCUUUCACGCAUUACCCCAAUCCCACCUUCGACCCCCUGGGAAAUUCUGGAAUCCUGGAGGUCAAGCCGGGGUCCCCCAUCAUCCUCAAGGGUAAGAACCUGGUCCCACCUGCCCCUGGGAAUAACCGUCUGAACUACACAGUUUUGAUUGGCGAGUCUCCAUGCUUGUUGACUGUUUCGGAACAUCAGCUGCUUUGUGAUUCUCCAGAGCUGACUGGAGAGCAACGUGUGUUGAUCCUGGUUGGUGGUCUGGAGUUCUCCCCUGGAACGCUUCACAUUUAUUCAGACAGUGCCCUGACGCUGCCCGCCAUCAUUGGCAUUGGUGCGGGCGGCGGCGUGCUUCUGGUCGCCAUCAUCGCUGUGCUGAUCGCCUACAAGCGGAAGACACGGGAUGCAGACCGCACGCUGAAGCGUCUCCAACUACAGAUGGAUAACCUGGAAAGCAGAGUGGCUCUCGAAUGCAAAGAAGCCUUUGCUGAGCUGCAGACCGACAUUCAGGAACUAACCAACGACAUGGACGGAGUGAAGAUUCCCUUCUUGGAAUAUCGCACGUACACUAUGAGGGUCAUGUUCCCAGGAAUAGAAGAACAUCCAGUACUUAAAGAACUGGACUCUCCGGCCAAUGUGGAGAAAGCCCUCCGACUGUUCAGUCAGCUUCUAAACAACAAAAUGUUCCUGUUGACCUUCAUCCACACGCUAGAGGCUCAGAGGUCGUUCUCCAUGCGGGACCGCGGGAACGUGGCCUCGCUGCUAAUGGCCGCACUGCAGGGCCGCAUGGAAUACGCCACAGUGGUGCUCAAGCAGCUGCUUGCCGACCUGAUUGAGAAGAAUCUGGAGAACCGGAACCACCCUAAACUCUUACUGAGGAGGACUGAGUCUGUGGCGGAGAAGAUGCUGACCAACUGGUUCACCUUCCUCCUGUAUCGCUUCCUCAAGGAGUGUGCUGGCGAGCCUCUGUUCAUGCUGUACUGCGCCAUCAAGCAGCAGAUGGAGAAAGGGCCCAUUGAUGCCAUUACCGGGGAAGCACGUUACUCCCUGAGUGAAGACAAACUCAUCAGACAACAGAUUGACUAUAAGCAGCUGACAAUGAUGUGCAUCCCUCCGGAGGGCGAGGCGGGUACAGAGGUGCCGGUUAAGGUGUUGAAUUGUGACACGGUGACGCAGGUCAAAGACAAAUUGCUGGACGCUGUCUACAAGGGGAUCCCCUUCUCGCAGCGACCGCAAGCUGACGACAUGGACCUCGAGUGGCGUCAAGGUCGGCUUACAAGGAUAAUCCUGCAGGAUGAAGACGUGACCACAAAGAUCGAGAGCGACUGGAAGCGACUCAAUACGCUCGCUCACUAUCAGGUAACAGACGGCUCCAUGGUGGCACUGGUCCAGAAGCAGGUUUCUGCUUACAACAUCGCCAAUAGUUUCACCUUCACCAGAUCGCUCAGCAGAUAUGAAUCAUUACUGCGCACCUCAAGUAGUCCUGACAGUCUGAGGUCCAGAGCGCCCAUGAUCACACCAGACCAGGAGACAGGAACGAAACUCUGGCACCUUGUCAAGAACCACGAGCACAGUGACCAGCGAGAAGGAGAUCGUGGCAGCAAAAUGGUUUCCGAAAUCUACCUGACACGCCUGCUAGCAACAAAGGGUACGUUGCAGAAGUUUGUGGAUGACCUCUUUGAGACGGUCUUCAGCACUGCCCACCGAGGGUCCGCUCUGCCGCUGGCUAUCAAAUACAUGUUUGACUUUCUGGACGAGCAGGCCGACAAGCGACAGAUCAGUGACCCGGAUGUGCGACACACUUGGAAGAGCAACUGUCUUCCUCUCAGGUUUUGGGUCAACGUCAUCAAGAAUCCACAAUUUGUUUUCGACAUCCACAAAAGUAGCAUCACUGACGCGUGCCUGUCAGUCGUGGCGCAGACCUUCAUGGACUCUUGCUCCACAUCUGAACACCGACUUGGAAAAGACUCCCCGUCCAACAAACUGCUCUACGCUAAAGACAUCCCUAACUACAAGAGCUGGGUGGAAAGGUACUACAGAGACAUCGCAAAAAUGCCGAGCAUUAGCGACCAAGACAUGGAUGCCUACCUGGUGGAGCAGUCACGUCUCCAUGGCACCGAGUUUAACACACUGAGCGCGCUCAGUGAGCUUUACUUCUACAUCAACAAGUACAAAGAAGAGGUUCUGACGGCGCUUGACCGUGACGCCUACUGUCGCAAACACAAACUGCGCCACAAACUGGAACAAGCCAUCAACUUGAUGUCAGGAAGCUGA